This is a messenger RNA of Venustampulla echinocandica, 1779 nucleotides long. RefSeq names its product MFS general substrate transporter. Bases 1 to 1779 code for a protein of 592 amino acids. The transcript is spliced from 7 exons. Gene Ontology annotation, biological process: transmembrane transport. NCBI's taxonomy places the organism in Eukaryota, Fungi, Ascomycota, Leotiomycetes, Helotiales, Pleuroascaceae. Gene Ontology annotation, molecular function: transmembrane transporter activity. The record is from RefSeq and is a predicted model, not a curated record.
AUGGCCGUCGCCGACGAGAAGUCCGUAGGCAGCUCGACCCUCAAAAGCGGAACGCCCAGUAUGGAUGAGAAACAUGCACACAGCGAGGGUGAACCCUCUGUCCACCAAGGCUCAACCGGCUCACCCGCACACUCUGUCCGGGAUCUCAACAACGAACAGGCCCAGCCAGACCUGGAACAGGUCGCCUCGAGGAAAUCUGGCAAAGAGCUACAGGCCGAGUUAUCGAGAAUCAUGACCAGUGGUGAAGGCGUCGAAUAUCCCACUGGCAUGAAGUUGGGCCUGAUCUCCUUGGCUCUCUGUUUGUCCGUGUUUCUGAUGGCCCUGGACAACACUAUCAUCGCCACUGCUAUCCCCAAGAUCACGGAUCAAUUCCAGAGUCUGCCCGAUGUAGGAUGGUAUGGCAGCGCAUAUCUUCUCACAACGGCAUCCUUUCAGUUGCUUUUUGGAAAGUUCUACACCUACUUCUCGAUUAAAUGGGUUUACCUCAUCGCCAUUGGGAUCUUCGAACUCGGUAGCUUGAUCUGCGGAGUAGCACCCAACUCGACUGCUUUGAUUCUUGGCCGUGCUGUGGCAGGUAUUGGUUCCGCAGGCAUCUUUUCUGGAGCUUUGAUUAUCGUGGCGUACUCGGUCCCUUUGGUUAAGCGGCCCAUGUACACCGGAUUCAUUGGAGCAAUGUAUGGUAUUGCGUCCGUUGCAGGCCCGCUCCUCGGCGGUGUCUUCACGGAUAAAGCAACCUGGAGGUGGUGUUUCUUCAUCAAUCUUCCCAUCGGAGCCAUUACGGUCGUCGCCAUCAUGAUCUUCUUCAAGAAUCCUGAGCGGGCAGCCGUCGCAGAUCUCGGAUGGAAGGCCCGGGUCCAGGAGUUCGAUCUUUACGGUACCCUCGCCUUCAUCCCAUCGAUCGUGUGCCUCCUAUUAGCACUCCAAUGGGGCGGAACCAAGUAUCCCUGGAAGGACGGGAAGAUCAUCGCCCUCUUUGUGAUCUUUGCCGUUUUGGCUAUCGCUUUCGUUUCCAUUCAAUUUUGGAAGCAAGAUUCAGCAACUGUCCCUCCCAGGAUCAUGAAGAAGCGUUCCAUGUGGGCCGCGGCCUGGUUUGCCUUUACUCUUGGAUCCUGCUUCCUCUUGCUCGUAUACUAUCUUCCCAUCUGGUUCCAAGCCGUGAAGGGAGCUAGUGCCGUGAAAUCAGGCAUUAUGAACUUGCCCCUUAUCUUGACGCUUGUCAUUGUCAGUAUUCUUAGUGGUGCCGGAGUCACUGUACUUGGAUAUUAUGCUCCUUUGAUGAUCGCCUCUACCAUUCUUGUAUCAGUCGGUGUAGGAUUGCUUUAUACCUUGACCCCAGAAUCUUCGCAUUCAUAUUGGAUUGGUUACCAAGCUAUUACAGGUAUCGGAAUUGGAAUGGGGAUGCAACAGCCUCUCAUUGCGGUCCAAACCGUGUUAGACAUCUCCGAAGUGCCCAUCGCUACCUCAGUGAUCAUCUUUGCCCAGACCUUAGGUGGAGCUUUAUUCGUCUCUGCCGGCCAGAACGUCUUCACCAACAAACUUGCCGAAAACCUAGCCAAAUACGCCCCUACACUCGACCCCAAAAUCGUCCUCGUCACUGGCGCCACCUCGAUCCAGAGUGCUAUCGACAAGUCUUAUCUCCCGGGCGUCACACUAUCAUACAACAAUGCCCUCACACAAGCCUUCCUUGUCGCUACCGUCAUGGCCUGUAUGACCAUCGUCGGCAGCGCAGCCAUCGAGUGGAAGAGCGUCAAGGGGAAGAAGAUCGAGAUGGCGGCAUAA